UAUUCUCAAUGUCAUGGACAGGAAUGAGGUUUCUCCGGCGUCUGCUGCCGCCAUGAAGAAGGAGGCGGCGGCGGCGGGAUGCGCUCACAUCAGCGCGCACAAAUGCUCAAGACGAGCGAGCUGUCAGAACUGUCUGGACUCCCCGGGUUCUCCCGUCAAGCCGCCCGGAGCGGCCAGAGACGUCGUGAUGGAUGAGACGGAGGACGCAGAAGAGGAGUCCAAGUUCCAGCAUCCGCGGUUGCGCCGAGCCGGGGGGAGCGGUAGCGGCGGAGGUGGAGGUGGAGGAGGCGGCAGCAUUCGGAUGAAAAACUUUACGCCAGGAGGGGGAGCCGCGUCCUCGGCUACAGGGCGACACUCCAGCAAGGAGCCCUGCCUUCCGCACGCAGAGGACGCCCCUGCCGCCCCACGGCCCACUGCUGCCUCCAACACCGAGAGCCACACACCUUGUCCGGGCGAUGCUGCCCUGCGCGGGGCGGAGGCGUCGGAACCAGCAGGCGCGGUAGACGCCGCGUUCAACGCGACCACGGGUGAUGUUUGCGCCAGAAAAUCCAGCAUGAAAUGCAACAAAAACGGAGAAUGCAGGAGGGACUCUGGCACCGGGAGCCUGCGCUCGAUCAUCUCCAAGCAGGAGAAGCAGACCGGAGGGUCGGGGAGGGCCGAGGACGCCAAGAGAGCGGCUUGUAACUCGACCACCGCCAGCAUGGACGGCUCCAUCACCCCCGGAGGGUCUCUCGCUGGGGGGCAAGGAGGAGAGAGCGUCAACCCGGGGAGCGGUGCCCCUGAGAAGAAGGACUCCAAGGUGUCCUUCUCAAACGCACCGAGCCGCAAAGCCUCGUCCUCCUUACACGGCCCGACCCAGACCCAGCAGCCUCGGAACUCGGUCACCUUCCAGAAGCCGGAGGAUGGACCUCCGAUCGUGGCCGCCGAGGAUGCGGAGACCCGGGGCAGCCAAGCCAGCUUCAUGCAGCGGCAGUUCAGUAGCAUGCUGCAGCCUGGAGUCAACAAAUUCUCCUUACGCAUGUACGGCAGCCAGAAAGCGGUGGAGAGGGAGCAGGAGCGGGUCAAGUCAGCCGGGAACUGGAUCAUUCAUCCUUACAGCGAUUUCAGGUUCUACUGGGAUUUCACAAUGCUGCUGUUCAUGGUGGGCAACCUCAUCAUCAUCCCUGUGGGCAUCACCUUCUUCAAGGACGAGACCACCACGCCCUGGAUCAUCUUCAACGUGGUCUCGGACACUUUCUUCCUUAUGGACCUGGUGCUCAACUUCCGCACCGGAAUCAUCAUAGAGGACAACUCGGACAUCAUUUUGGACCCUAAGACCAUUAAGAAACAGUAUCUAAAGACGUGGUUCAUAGUAGACUUUGUCUCCUCGAUCCCCGUGGAUUAUAUAUUCCUCAUAGUUGAGAAGGGCAUCGACUCUGAGGUGUACAAGACUGCCAGAGCCUUGAGAAUUGUCCGCUUCACCAAAAUCCUGAGUCUCCUGAGACUGUUGAGGCUCUCCAGAUUAAUACGCUACAUCCACCAAUGGGAAGAGAUCUUCCACAUGACCUAUGACCUUGCCAGUGCGGUGAUGCGGAUCUUUAACUUGAUCGGCAUGAUGCUGCUGCUGUGUCACUGGGACGGUUGCCUACAAUUCCUGGUUCCAAUGCUGCAGGACUUCCCCUCAGACUGUUGGGUGUCCCUCAACAAAAUGGAGAACGAUACCUGGUCCGAGCUUUACUCCUUCGCCGUGUUCAAGGCCAUGAGCCACAUGCUGUGCAUCGGAUAUGGCCGCCAAGCCCCCGAAAGUUUGUCGGACAUCUGGCUCACCAUGCUGAGUAUGAUUGUUGGAGCGACGUGCUACGCUGUUUUUAUCGGCCACGCAACCGCUCUGAUCCAAUCCCUGGACUCCUCCAGAAGACAGUACCAAGAGAAGUAUAAACAAGUGGAGCAGUACAUGUCCUUCCACAAGCUGCCAGCCGACUUCCGUCAGAAGAUCCACGACUACUAUGAACACAGAUACCAGGGGAAGAUGUUUGAUGAGGAGAGCAUUCUGGGAGAGCUCAGCGAGCCACUGCGAGAGGAAAUUGUCAACUUCAACUGCCGCAAGCUGGUGGCUUCCAUGCCGCUGUUUGCGAAUGCCGAGCCCAACUUUGUGACCGCCAUGUUAACCAAGCUGCGCUUUGAGGUUUUCCAACCUCAUGAUUACAUCAUAAGAGAAGGAACCAUUGGGAAGAAAAUGUAUUUCAUCCAGCACGGAGUCUGCAGCGUCAUCACAAAAGGAACCCUCGCUAUGAAGCUGUCAGACGGCUCGUAUUUCGGAGAGAUCUGUUUGCUGACAAGGGGUCGGCGGACGGCCAGCGUUCGAGCGGAGACCUACUGCCGACUGUACUCUUUGUCUGUCGACCACUUCAAUGAGGUGCUGGAGGAAUAUCCCAUGAUGAGACGAGCCUUUGAGACGGUCGCGAUUGAUCGCCUGGAUCGGAUAGGUAAAAAGAACUCCAUUCUCAUGCAUAAGGUGCAGCAUGAUCUCAACUCUGGUGUCUUCAACAACCGCGAGAACGAAAUGAUCCAGGAGAUUGUCAAGUACGACCGCGAAAUGGUGAAGCUGGUGGACCUGCAGCGGCCGAGGGCCAUGUCGAUGACCCCCUCCAUCGGCGGCAUCUUCGCUCCCCCGGGCCAGUCAGGCGGAGGAGGCUCUGCUAUCGCAACACUCCAGCAGGCAGUGGCCAUGAGCUUCUGCCCCCAGAUGGCCAGUCCCCUGGUCGGGCCGGGGACUCUGCAGUCUCCUCGUAUGGUGCGACGAUUCCAAAUGAUGCAGAACUUAUCCAGCCCAGUGUCCAUGUCUCCUCUUCAGCCUCAACCCCCUCAGACGCUUGGAGGGGUGUUCGGCUCGGCCAUUUCCAGCCCGCCUGUUCAAAGCCCUCUUGCUGCCACAGGACGGACUUUCCAAUACAUGGCAAGUGUAGGACCUUCUGGUUCCCAGUUGUCUUUAGUACAGCACCAUGUGCCCAGUCCUACACAGACCCAGCAGCGCGCUGCCUCACACAAAAGCACCCACUCACUUCAUACGGGCAGCUUGAGCCAGGACACCCGAGCACUGUCUGCCUCCCAGCCUUCACUCCCCCAGGAGGGAGCUCCGCACGCUGCCUCGGCAGCUCCCAGCCCUCCACCCUCCACCCGCACCUCCAACUCCUCCAUCGGCCCCUCUCAACCACCUCACCCCAAUCUUCCGGGGCCCUCAGGGGUCGGGAGAUCAGUGGGAGCUCAACAAAGAGUUGCCUUCGCCUCCACACCUCCUCCCAGUGGACCCACUGGAAUGGGAGCUGUAGCAGCAGCUGCCGGAUCGGUACCUCCAGACUCUGGAGUUCCCAAGAAAGAUUCAAUUGUCAGCCUUCCAGAGCUAGACUCUGCCAGAUCCCGGCUGUCUUCCAACUUGUGACCCUGGUAGAGUUCAGGAAAGAGGCCUUUUUUGUAAGUGAAUCAGUUUGUUUCCGGUCAAUUUGGCUGAUCCCUCAGCCUGCCAAUUGAUCAAACGGCUGCCCCCCCGAGCCACCAGUCACCUGACCGGGAUGCUCUGUGUGCGGCGUCAACAAGAGGAAGAGAGCAUCUCACAGUACUGAGACUUUGGCGAGGAGGAGUCAAUACAACUGAACUAGAGUAACUUAAGGUGGAACUGGUCGGAUCUACUGUGCCAGCACCUUUAGUCUUAGUAUCACCCCCUACACUCUGCUUCCAAACACCUACUGUAUAUCGCUGUCUUUACUGUAAAGAUAAGAAAAGUACGAUUAAUGUAACAUUUGCAAACUGUGUAGAAUCCAUGCAAUGCAAUCUAGCAGGAGCUGGACUUAAAAUGAAAAUCAGGGACUCGAGGUCAAAUGACAAUGACAUUUUAAGCGUUCAAAUGUGUUUUGAGUGACAUUCUUUUGCAUAAGCUGUCAUCGCGAAUAACACAUUGCUCUUCAUAUUGUUUAAAACAGUAGUCAAAGUAGUGUUUUAGACCGCUGGUCGAUCUUACAUCGAUGUGUAAAUACGUCAUGAAAAAAGUGUGGACGGAUAUUAUAUUCAUCGUGUCUACCCAAACCAAAGCUGGAACACAAAGUCUGGUUGUGUCUGUAUCAACUUAAAAAAAAAGAAACAUAGAGAGAGACAAAUGCCAUUUAUUUAACUGCCUUGAUUCAACGUUAGAAGCCAUAUAUUUGGUUGGUGUGUGUGUGUGUGCGGGUGAAUGUUUGCGUGCGCGUUUGUCAGUACGUUUUGAAUCUAUUUUCAGAGGACGGACCCGUGCACUCUCCCACUGGGCUUUGUAAUGGUUCAACACGCUGGCGGUUGCCCGUUUCCCCGCGACAUCUGGUCAGCCGUUGGUCAGCGGUGGUAGCCGUGGUGGCAAAGGUGGCUUGAAAACCUGAGCUUUAUCGAAAGGAAACAUUUGUGAUCAACUCAUACUUGCUUGUUUUUUUCUUUAUUUAUUGACACAUGCAAUAUAAUUCUGCAAUACUCUACCCCGCCUAUAUAUAUAAAUAUAUAUAUGAUAUAAAUAUCUAUACAUUUGCUGUACAGAAAAGUGAUUUUGUUUUAUUUUUUAAUGUGAAAUCUUUAAGAAUCCAGCAGCUAUCGUGGCUUCAACUGAAGUAUUGUAAUCCAGUGACCAUGUUGUUACCUUAACCAAAAAUGUUUGAGGGACUGAGUCGAUGUGUGCAGUCAUUUUUUUGUAUCGCACGUGUGGGGAGGACAGCAUUGAUCCAUCAAAUGUCACUUUAAGCUCAUGUGAAAGUUGCUAAAUUGUAAGACAGAAAUUGGGCAAUACAGGCAGGAAUAUGUCGCAUGUACGAUAACUCCAUACCAGACUGGGCCCGCUCCUCAUCCGGAUACUCAAUGAAUGUCUCAACAGUUAAAUCUACAGCAAUCCCAAAUGAACGGGUUGAGUUGAGGCUUUUUUUUUUUUUUUGCUUUGGUUUAUUUGCUUUCUGAUCCUCUUGAACCUGGAAGCCUUCUCUUGCUGAAUGUACGCCAUACGAGAAGGAGGACAGCUAAUCAGAUAUAAACUGCCAUGUAAAUAAAGUGGAAGCGAGUGAAACUUUACGACGCACGAAGGUUGUGGCUGUUGCUGUUUGUGUUGCCGAGUGUCUGCGUGAUGUUAAAACUUUAAAGCUUCUCUGGCUUGCUGCACUCAUCGGACCCUCCGCCCCCAGAUCUGAACAGAGGAACGAUUUUUGUCAUGAGAAAUGCUAGUGCAUUUCCACUCCUCGGGCCAAAACAAGCACUGAAGCGAUCUAGUUAAGCACCUUGCGUUGCAAUAUAGCGAUCUAUUUAAGAGAAAAAAACACACUUCUCCUGGACCUGUGAUGUGGUCUAACAGUUCGGGCAGGAAAGUGGCAGCGGAUAACAAGAAACUGUCGGCAAGAGUGUGGAUUUUAACUGUUAAAAUGAAUGCAAUGGGCGUUUCACUCAGGUUCGCUACCUUCCCAGAGAGAUGUAUCGAUCGCGUCAUUGAUUCAUGUAGCUUUGCAUUGUGAACAUGUCUGCUGACAGAUUCAGCGAGGAUUGGUUCGGAGGAAUCAGAGCUCAUUUCGUUUCUCACUUAAUGCUGCCGUUUGUUUACUUUUGAACCGAGUUGAAGGUGAUUGUUUUAUCAAGGGCUUCAUCACAUCAUUGUAAUCGCUGGCCCAUCCUCGUCACUCAAUGUCUAUUCAGUAACAUGCACUAAACCUUCGUCAGGUCUCAGCGAUGAGUCCUGGUUCAUCGGCAACACAGGAUUUUUGAAAAUCUUUUUUUUCCUAUGGGAAAGGUACAUGCCAAAUGGCCAAUAUGAUUGUGAGUCCUUAUGAGUUAGUAGCGGUUGUGUGCUUCAAUACUGUUCCUCGUGCAAUCAGUUGGUCCCCUUCCCCGUAUUCCUUUGUGCUAUUACCAGAGUUUGCCCUAUAAAGCUGCUAUCAGGACUGUGCUGAUAUGAAUGAGUCCGCAGUCAGUGAGAGCAAGAUGAAAGGAGAGUUAAAGAGCUAAUGUUUCAGGCAAUAUCAGGCACUGUCUUUCUUUCAUGACAUCCAUCCAGUACAAUAGUGUUGUGUGCAAUCCACUCCCACACAAAGGUUGGCAGCCCGGACACUUGAUCAGUACCACUCUGCGCGAACCCGCAGCCGUGAGGCCGACAGAACCCGACCGGCUCGCCGCGUCGGUCUGACGGCUGCCGGUUCGACGUGCGAUUGUCCGACGGUUCGUCUUCUGGACCUUCUCUGUGAAGCGGGAUGUGAAUCCCCCUUCAAUGUUUGACACUGACUGACAACUAUUGAGAGCAACUGAGAUUCAAACCUCUCAUUCUUGCUGUACCAGAGGUACUGAAUGCCUUGGUGUUGAUAUGUUAGCAAAUCAGGGUAUCAUUUUGUUUUUAAGUGUUUUCUCCGUACGUUUCGGUUCUGUUUUUUUGUUUUUUGUUUUUUGGUUUCUACAAUGUGCCCCAUGCACACGGACUGUAUAUACCUUGUGCCUAGUAUAUCUAGUUUCCACAUAGUCUAUUUUUGUGGUAUGUAUGUGCCUGUAAAAAUGCAAAUAUGUGUUUUUUAUUUCCUACUUGCAAUAUAUGUAUAAACAUUAGCUCAAGACUAGAAAUGACAAUGUCAGUAUUUAUUAUUUUCCCUGAUUUGGGAAAUCACAAACUUGCACAUUUUUGUUGGUUUGAGCCUUCCAACACCAUGCGCGCUGUACUUCAUGUCCUGUAGAUAUGGUAUACACAGAAAUGUGGGGCACAUUGUCGUGUUUUUACCACAACCUGCUGUGCAAGAAAUAUUUUCUACGGUGAGCGUGAACUCUGACAGGCUUCUGGUGGACAUAGACGUGAGCUUAGAUCACCUGCACACGAAUAAAUCAAAAACAAAACGCAGUGGAGUUGCCUGCACAAUAGACAUAAACAACACAAGUCGUCCUUCCUCAAGUAAACUCUGGCGCUGGUUGCACACUGAUCGUGGUCGAGCUCGACAGCAGCUUCACGCCCGGUCUGACAGAAAGCCGUGUGCAUGAUUCUGUUUUCCCAAACAGAGUUCUGUGACCCAUUCUGAGUGGGACCUUCUUAUUCUAGACAUUGUUGUGUACCGACUAUUGUACGAUAAUUUAGUUGAAUCUUUGUGUCGUAGCUACUGUAGCCUGCUUAGCUUACCUAAGCCUUCUCUCUGCUUCAGGACUCUAUGUAUCGUGUGCUUGAAUUGACGUGUGUGUGUGUGUGUGUGUUCCUGUGCCUUUCCUUCAACUAUUUCGGUCCCACUUGAGAAUAUGAUGCCAUUUCUGGGCUUGAACUACCGAGAGAGAGAGAGAGACGCCAGCACAAGCUAGAAAGUAUUGUAAACAACGAGACAAAACAACAACACCACUGUCACGAUCCCAGAAAGGACUCCAGCACAUAUCUUUAGACUUAGUAGCAUUCCACUGGCUGCAUGAGCAGCCCUGCCGCAGGCAUCCAGAUAUACUAUACCAGCACCGUGUAGACAACAGCACAGAAACAUGACACAGCAUGUGUUGUCUCUCUCGUUCUCUGGAGACCAGUCUGCAACCAUCUCAGGCUGCGCUCAGCUUCUGCUUAAACGAAAAAUCCACAACCUCAGCUUGUCUAAGUUGAUGUCUACACUUCAAGACCAGAUCAGCUCUCAGCCUUCCUCCGACGUGUUUGUUUUUCACCUCCCGGUCCCUUCAGACAGGUGGGCGCUGGAGCUGAUUUGCUCUUGGAUCCAAAAAGCUGUCUUGUCCACCACCUCUGCUUGCCGAGGUCACGGAACCGCACCCUGGUCUCUCUCAAUAAGCCGGUAUGUCAGUCAGUGGCAAUGUUGUUUAAGCGUUCGUUAAAAGACGAUACAUUGUUGUGCAAUAAAAAGA
This is a messenger RNA of Synchiropus splendidus (mandarinfish), 7836 nucleotides long. RefSeq names its product potassium/sodium hyperpolarization-activated cyclic nucleotide-gated channel 2-like. Gene Ontology annotation, molecular function: voltage-gated potassium channel activity. Gene Ontology annotation, cellular component: membrane. Lineage: Eukaryota; Metazoa; Chordata; Actinopteri; Syngnathiformes; Callionymidae. The transcript has 8 exons. The coding region runs from base 14 to 3418 and encodes 1134 amino acids. The record is from RefSeq and is a predicted model, not a curated record. Gene Ontology annotation, biological process: potassium ion transport; transmembrane transport.